CUGUCAUCCCUAAUAAGGAUUUAUAUCGUGUUGUCCAUGACAACAAGAUAAUGGUACAAUUUUUUCAUAAUACAAUUGUUAGAGCUGUUGCAGAUGAUGAUAACAUCCCAUUGUAUAGAUUUGAUUUUAUACAAUUACAUUUUUUGGAACAAUUCCGUAGUAAUGCAGUACUCCCUGAUGUGGUUGGUCUGGUUGUGAACGAAGUCGGAGACUCAAUCGAAAUAGAAGACAAGUGGGGACAACGCAUCCAAAUCAAGUUUUGGAACGAUUGCUUUGUUGAGUACUCAAAACAAAAAGACUUACUUAGUGACUCUACUAAGCCUUUUUUUAUAGUCGUUACUUCUACCAUGGUUAAAGAAUUUAAUGGUAAACUUAAUCUAUGUACUUCUUCGUCAACUAAAAUCUAUAUAAAUCUUGAAGUCUCUGAAGUUGUUGAGUUGAAAGCUAUAUUAAGGUAUGCAAAUAGUAUUAUUUUGGAUGACUUAAUCUUCUAUUGCAAGGCUAAAGUGACUAAAGUUUUCGGUGAAAAUAGCUGGUACUAUAUCUCAUGUCCAGGGUGUAAAAGACGCAUAACACCAAGAAAAACAGACUUCUGGUGCAUACCUUGUGAGAAAAAAACUGAAAGGCCAAUUCCAAGGUACCGUUUGGAGUUUGGUGUUCUUGAUCAUAGUGGAUCUACAAUAUUUGUGAUUUUUGAUGAAGAAGCUAAGAAACUCAUUGGACAAGAUGCAAGUACUCUUUUUGAGGCAAAUAUUUAUGAAAAGGCUACUAGCAACAACGAUGAUAGCGACAACGAUGAUGAAGUACAAAUUCCGAAAAUCAUUGAAAAUAAUAUAGGGAGAGAAUUGUUAUUCAAAGUUAAACUCACUGCUUAUAACCGUAAGAUAAAAAGACAAACUUUUACUGUGAUGAAAAUUAUCGAUCCAACUUUCAUCGAGGGCAAUGAUAAGGAAACAAAGGACAAGGAAAUGGAAGACAACCUUAAGGAUGGUAGUGAUUCUAAGGAGGAUACCAAUGAUUCGUCCAAUGAUACAUCAAAAAAGUCAAAGGACGAGGAAGUUGUAGACAACAAAAAACGUCCUGAUGAUGGUAGUGAUACUAAGGAAGAUAACAAUGAUUCGCCCAACGACACAAUAAAAAAGGCCAAGGCUUAA
Spinacia oleracea (spinach) is the source of this 1154-nucleotide messenger RNA. Its product is annotated as replication protein A 70 kDa DNA-binding subunit C-like. The coding region runs from base 51 to 1154 and encodes 367 amino acids. The record is from RefSeq and is a predicted model, not a curated record. Lineage: Eukaryota; Viridiplantae; Streptophyta; Magnoliopsida; Caryophyllales; Amaranthaceae. The transcript has 10 exons.